AUGAGAUUGACUGGUUUCGUUUUUUUCCUGGUUGCGAUAGCCGAAGCCAAUUACUACAAUCCUAUACUUCCUGGCUUUCACCCCGAUCCAAGUUGUAUUCACGUCGACGAUGCUUUCUUCUGUGUAACAUCUACUUUUACAUGGUUUCCUGGUGUCCCAGUCUAUACGAGCACGGAUCUAAGCCACUGGAAGCUUGCUAGCCAUGUUCUCAAUCGAUGCGAGCAGCUUCCACAGCUGGAAAAUGCGCCAACUGGUCAAGAUGGCCUAUUUGCAUCAACAAUUCGCCAUCACAACGAGACCUUUUACGUAACAACUACCCACGUGUCUAUCACUUCCUAUAAGGACUUCGUCAUGCAAAACCUCAUAUUCUCGACAAAUGAUCCCUUCAAUGCAUCAUCGUGGAGCAUUCCGACUGAGUUCAAUUUCACUGGCUACGACCAUUCUCUCUUCUCUGACGACGACAACGACACUUUUUACUUCACUGGGGCUGCUGUAUUAUCUACUGGUACUGUUAUUGCGUUGGCAACCAUUGAUAUCGAAACAGGUGCCCUUGGGAAUGUCUCGUAUCCAUGGAACGGCACCGGCCUGGGGACCGCCGAAGGACCACACCUUUACAAGAAAGAUGACUGGUACUACAUCCUUGUUGCCGAAGGAGGCACUAAAGAACUGCACCGCGGCUAUAUCUCCCGGUCCCGGUCUCUCCAUGAUGAAGCAACUGGUCAUUGGUGGGGUGUUGCACUGGCAAUGCGUUCAGGGGCCAACUUUGAGACGUAUCCCAUGGGCCGAGAGACGGUCUUAUUUCCGGUUUCCUGGCCAGCAGGUGGCGGGGAGUGGCCGUGUCUGCUCGAACCCAUUCGAGGACAGAUGAUGGCAUCACUUCCUGGCACAAAUGUCAAUUCCAGCAGCAUACCUGGUGUAAAUGAGAGUGUUGAUGUGGUUGACUUUGAGCCAGACACUGUUCUGCCAGCAUAUUGGGUACACAUCCGACAUCCAUCUGAGUCAGCCACUCCUACAAAGGACAUCACUUUUGUCGGUCGAAGGCAGACAGAAACGCUGUUCUCGUUUAUCGUUGAUCUGGAAUUUGACCCUCAUUCGAUUGACGAAGAGGCGGGAAUUUCGGUGUAUCUGGACGAGAAAAGGCACAUUGACUUUGGUGUUUCGUAUGACAAUCAGACAGCGAGUUGCAAACGGCUUCGCAUUCGAAUCAUUCAGCAGCAAUGGUAAUAUCACUGUGCCUCAACCGGUCAUUACAGCAUUACCAUCAGAGUACCGGAUUUCUACACUAAUCCGCUUAGAAGUUCUGGCAUUGAACACGACGCACUACACAUUUCGUGCCGGUGUAGCAAACAAGCACCAGGCGAAAGCCGUUGAGAUGACUAUAGUCGGAUAUUCGAGUGCAGGCUUUGUCAGUGGUGGAUAUACGGGAGUUGUUGUCGGAGUCUAUGGAACUACAAAUGGUCAGCCUGUCAGAACAGGAUCAG
Colletotrichum phormii is the source of this 1481-nucleotide messenger RNA. Its product is annotated as glycosyl hydrolase. Gene Ontology annotation, biological process: carbohydrate metabolic process. Gene Ontology annotation, molecular function: hydrolase activity, hydrolyzing O-glycosyl compounds. The record is from RefSeq and is a predicted model, not a curated record. NCBI's taxonomy places the organism in Eukaryota, Fungi, Ascomycota, Sordariomycetes, Glomerellales, Glomerellaceae. The transcript is spliced from 3 exons. The coding region runs from base 1 to 1224 and encodes 407 amino acids.